UCCCUAGUGUUUUUUGGAGAGACUUGACAGUUGACAUAGCCAAAAGGGUGAAUGUCUACACAUUCAGGAGAGACCCCUAAGGUGUAGAGGAGUGACAAUUAUGGGUGGGGUAAAGCCAAGUAUGUAUGGCUUGUUGUUGUUUUUGUGGUCCAGUUUCUACUUGCAGGAAGGUGAGACCUGGGAAAUUUGGCUUAAAUACCCAUAAUCAUUUUUUAAGCAAGAGCAGCAAAUGUCUAGCACUGUGAAAUUACCAUGUUCACUACUUCUUGCAUGAUUCUUCCUUGAUAAGAUAAAUACAGUGCUCCCCUCCACCUAGGGCAAUUUUAUAUUCACUGUAGCAUGACCAAAUCUUAAAGGUGUCUAUGUAUGUAUGUCUAUAUACAUACAUAUGUACACACACCCCCCCCCAUGAGGGAUUUAAGGCCAUUAACAAAAGUGCAAUAAGAUAAAAAUAAACAAGGCAGCCCCAGAAGGCAGCGCUCUGUGGAGUCUGCUGGGAGCUUAUUCUUUUGACUGCUGCUGUGUUCCCCCACCCCCAUUCCCAUCAGUCGCUUUUCCCACAUUUCCACAUUUCUACAUGGCACACGAAGAGCAGCCUUGGCGACCCCUGAAGCUCUUUCUCCCCCUGUCCAAACUAUGCCUGACUCCACCAGAGUAGUGAGAUUGGCUGGGAAAAGGAGAAAGAACCCCUCGAAGUUCAAAGCUACAGACACAGGGGAGGGAUCUGACCGAACUUCCUUCUCUGGGGCGUGGGGAGGCUUGUGCUGCGCAUGCGGAGUGUGACUUCACUCCCGGGUGGCUUCCUAGCUGAACAGCCAAACAUGGAUCCAGCUGACGCUGAAAGUGAGUUACCACACACCGAGAGUUCUGGAUCGUAUGGUGGCCUUGAUGUUGAAUACGAGUUCCUUUAAAGCUCAUUUCCAAGCAGGUGAGCAAAAUCAAAUCUGUGUCUCAAAUUCCAAGGACUAUGAAUGGGAUGCCCACUGGUGAAGAAUUUGAAUGUAAUAGAGGAGAGCAGUAAGGUUGUAAAGGAGGUGAACUCUUGGGAAGAAAGAAAAUUUCCUGAAUGCAUUUGGGAGGACUUUAAGAUAACCAUCAUAGGUGAAAAGGAUGAUUUACUAGUUCAUUUCUGUGACAAAUGUGAUAUGCCUAUUAUGUCUUUUAAAAUCAACGGGCGUAUAAUUCUUUGCAAGCAUGCGUUUUGCUAUGACUGUGCUAGUUUAUACCCCCCAAAAAGAAGAUAAGAUAUGUCCAGGCUGUGGUAUUCCUGUGCUGCAAAUUGAGGAGCACAUGUGAGGUUCUGUCUUCAUGUGUAGCACUGUCCAAAAAUGCAGGAAAACUUACUUGUCUCAAAGAGACUUAAGAGCUCAUAACAACUACCGCCAUAAGAGAGCUAAAAAAAACCCUGUCACCCGUGCUCUGCUUAAAAGAGUUCACCCUUCUAUUGCUUCACCAACAACGGAAAUCCGUGAAAUGCUGCUAGAUAAGGACCACGUGAGCCAUUUUCCAUCAGAGCUGUACACCAUUAUGUCACCACCUCCUGUGCAACGUGUGUCACACAAGCACAGUCAUCAGCCACACGAGGAUCUUCAUGGUCCUCUAGCAAAAUUGUCGCCACCCCCACCUCUUUUGAUACAUCAGGAAACCAUUAGAAUUUCAAGAGGAGAUCACAGCAAUUUAAUAAUCCUCCCUGUUCAGGGUGACUCACAUUCUGGUGUCAAAGAACUAUCACCUCCUGCCCCAGUACCUGCUCACCAUCAUCCUGAAUAUCACAGUCAGCCAGUGGAAUUGCAUCCUUAUAGUAUGCCUCCAGAAGAACGUGCACGACCCCCAUCUUCUCCACCACCAGGAUGCCAUCCAUUGUCAUAUUUUCUCCAGUAUUCAGGUACUCCUCAGCUGGGUUGUAGUCAAGUACCACCUCCACCCAUGACUUCUAAUCCAUCACCUGCGUGUGUUACUGCCCACAUACCACCUUAUAGGAAUCCUCCUCCUCUGGGAUCUCCUUUGUCUCAUGAUGGUUGUAUACCUGUAAGUGAAUUCCCCUGUAACUGUCAUUAUCUGAACUCUUUAGCCCAAUUCACUGAAGAACCAGAAACUCAGAGCCCUCUGUUUACACAACUGGAUAAAACAAAUCCUGGUAUGAGGCUUAUAUCAAAAAGACUCUUAUUACCUCCUCCACCAGUGCAAGGUCCACCUUCCCUAGCCCCCUUUUCUGGAUCAUAUCAUUCAUAUCAGACAAGAUAUAGAUCCUAUGAAUAAUGAUAAUAGUGGUUUGAACUGAAGAACUGAUGAGAAAAAAACCCUUAAAUAUAGCCAACCUUUUAAUUAAACUUUGCGGAAGGAAGAGCACCUCUUACAGAGAUAGCUGUAAAACACAGGAUCUUGUCUCUUAAGAUGGUUUUAAACCUGGACGUUAGGAUUUCUUUCAAGUUCUGUACUGUAGUGUGGAUAAAUGGCUCAGUGGAGCAUUGCUGUAUUUUAACACCUUUGUUCCCUUAGUGUGGGAAAUUGAUCCAAGGGUGACCUUUUAUAAUUUGAGCUCCUGAAAUAAAUUGGCAUUGUUCCACUUUCAAAAGGUUUUUGUUGUUGUUGUUGGUUUUUUUUUUGGUGAUGU
Molecule: messenger RNA, 2614 nt
Organism: Vicugna pacos (alpaca)
Lineage: Eukaryota; Metazoa; Chordata; Mammalia; Artiodactyla; Camelidae
Source: RefSeq, a predicted model, not a curated record